This is a messenger RNA of Heterocephalus glaber (naked mole-rat), 2204 nucleotides long. The record is from RefSeq and is a predicted model, not a curated record. Lineage: Eukaryota; Metazoa; Chordata; Mammalia; Rodentia; Bathyergidae.
CGUGGCUGCGUGGCGCUUACGUCACGUCCGCUGGGCGGGGUCUCAGUUAUCCCGCGCAAAUUGAAAGGUUCGGCCUUCGGCGUGGAACUGCUGCCGAGCCUGCGUGCAACGCCUGCCUUAGUUGCUCUGGUCCAAGCCAAAGGAAACAGGCGUGUGGAAUGAGCUUGUGGCUGCGCCUGCGCAUCCCUCUAAGACCGGAGUAACGCGGGACGUUGCUGCAGUUCUUGUUCCUCGAGUGCCCGGGUGUCUUCCUGAGUUGAUAUGUGCCAUAUGGCACACACCCAAUUCCUGCUUUGCCAAAGAGGAGAUGCUUACUCGAGGACAUUUACCUGGCCUAGAAGAAACGUAUCAAAAUUUCAGGAAAUGUAUAUUAUGUCUGUUUUCUUCUCUGUGAUAGUAGACUGUUUCUCUCAAAGUGUGGCUUGAAGACCACCUGCAUCCAAAAUUGCCUGCGACACCCCAGAACUAGUGCAGCAUAGUCACUGGGGUGGAGUGGAAAUUCUGCAAACUGCUGGACUAGAACAUCAGAACUCUAAUAGUGUCAGAAGGGCAGUUAAUUUGGCACUAUGGGGAUACAAGGAUUGCUACAAUUUAUCAAAGAAGCUUCUGAACCCAUCCACGUGAGGAAAUAUAAAGGGCAGGUAGUAGCUGUGGAUACCUAUUGCUGGCUUCACAAAGGAGCCAUUGCUUGUGCUGAAAAACUAGCCAAAGGUGAACCUACUGAUAAGUAUGUAGGAUUUUGUAUGAAAUUUGUAAAUAUGCUGCUGUCUCAUGGCAUCAAGCCUAUUCUUAUAUUUGAUGGAUGUACUUUACCUUCUAAAAAGGAAGUAGAGAGGUCUAGAAGAGAAAGGCGACAAUCCAAUCUUCUUAAGGGAAAGCAGCUUCUUCGUGAGGGGAAAGUCUCAGAAGCCCGAGAAUGUUUUACUCGUUCUAUCAAUAUCACACAUGCUAUGGCCCACAAAGUUAUUAAAGCAGCCCGCACUCUGGGGGUAGACUGCCUCGUCGCUCCCUAUGAAGCUGAUGCGCAGUUGGCCUAUCUUAACAAAGCUGGUAUUGUACAAGCUAUAAUCACAGAGGACUCUGAUCUCCUAGCUUUUGGCUGUAAGAAGGUAAUUUUAAAAAUGGACCAGUUUGGAAAUGGACUAGAAAUUGAUCAGUCUCGGCUAGGAAUGUGCAGACAGCUUGGGGAUGUAUUCACAGAAGAGAAGUUCCGUUAUAUGUGUAUUCUUUCUGGCUGUGACUAUCUCUCAUCACUGCGUGGGAUUGGAUUAGCAAAGGCAUGUAAAGUGCUGAGACUGGCCAAUAAUCCAGAUAUUGAAAAGGUUAUCAAGAAAAUCGGGCAUUAUCUCAAGAUGAAUAUAACAGUGCCGGAGGAUUACAUCAAAGGAUUCAUUCGAGCCAACAAUACUUUUCUUUAUCAACUAGUUUUUGAUCCCAUCAAAAGGAAACUUGUCCCCCUGAAUGCCUAUGAAGAUGACAUUGAUCCUGAAACACUAACCUAUGCUGGACAAUACAUUGAUGACUCUAUAGCUCUUCAAAUAGCACUUGGAAAUAAAGAUAUAAAUACUUUUGAACAGAUUGAUGACUACAAUCCAGACACAGCUAUGCCUUCCCUCCUAAGAAGUCAUAGUUGGGAUGACAAAGCAUGUCAAAAGUCACCUGCUGUUAACAGCAUUUGGCAUAGGAAUUAUCGCCCUACACUUGAAAUGAAUAUUGUUUCAGAUGUUACACGGUUGGAAGAAAAGCCAAGUACGGUGGGCAUGAAACAAGUGAUUAGUACUAAAGGGUUAAAUCUUCCAAGGAAGUCAUCCUUGGUGAAAAGACCAAGAAGUGAAGAGCUAUCAGAAGAUGAUCUGUUGAAUCAGUACUUUUCAUUUGCAAAGAAGACCAAGAAAAAUGGCUGUGAAAAUAAUAAAUCAUUGAACUCUUCUGAAAUGUUUGUGCCUGAUCUGAGAAAUGGAACUAUUCACACAGAAAGCUUAAAUACACCACCUAGGACAAGAAAUAAAUUUGCAACAUUUUUACAGAGAAAGAACGAAGAGAGUGGUGCAGUUGUAGUUCCAGGGACCAGAAGCAGGUAUAGUUACAUCUUCAGAAUGUUGGUUUGUCUGUUGUAUUAUGUACUGUAUUGGUAUUUAUUUUGUCUGGAAUUAACAUUGACUCCAAAGGUAGGACCUGUUUUGGCCUAAUUACAGUUAUAUCUU